AUGGGAGCAGAAUAUAUGAUAAUUGUUCCAAGUUUGUUGCGUAUUAUUCGACAACCGGUACCUAGGGAGGUACAGAAACGUAGUAUAAUAACUCGUGAUCGAGUGUGGCAUGAUGCGAAAAUGAUGAAUGAUUAUUUUACACCUAAAACUGGUUAUACCUCAAGACAAUUCAAACGACGUCUAGAUAUGAGGGAAAAAUUAUUCGAGAAAUUUUUAGGAAAAUUGCUUGAAGUGGAUCCAGAAUGGCAACAACUUCCGGAUGCAACCGGUACUAUGGGGCAUUCUCCGCAUAUGAACUUAGUUGUCGUGAUGAAAUGUUUAUACAAAAGUAUGGCAACUGAUAGUGUCGAUGAUUACACUCGUAUAGGUGCCACUACAAGAUACUAUUAUCUAAAAAUAUUUUGCCACACCAUUUGCAUGACUUUUGGAGAAAGAUAUUUGCGUGAACCCACUCCUGAAGAUGUUCAGAGGUUGCUAUAUAAAAAUGCGGAACGAGGUUUUCCUGGAAUGCUUGGUAGUGUUGAUUGUAUGCAAUGGACAUGCAAGAAUUUUCCGAUGGCUUGGCAAGGAACUUAG
Molecule: messenger RNA, 576 nt
Organism: Papaver somniferum (opium poppy)
Lineage: Eukaryota; Viridiplantae; Streptophyta; Magnoliopsida; Ranunculales; Papaveraceae
Exons: 2
Coding region: 1-576 (191 amino acids)
Source: RefSeq, a predicted model, not a curated record